AUGUCGUUUUAUAACAAUCAAGGUUCCUUCAAUGGAGGCUUUUACCAACCUUCGAGCCAAUUCUCAUUCCCUCAGGGUUCUAUGUCGUUCCAAAACAAUACGACCCACACAGGAGCUGGGAAUGACACUAUGGGAGUCUCACCCGAUCCUCUACCCACUGGAAUAAUCAAUGCUCUAUCGACGAAAGGGUACCCACAUGAACCUCCUCUUUUGGAAGAGAUAGGAAUCAAUUUCGAUCAUAUUAUUACCAAGACAAAGAUCGCGUUCAAUCCUGUAAAUAGUAAGAGCGCCCUCUCAGAGGAGAUUCUUCAUGACUCCGACUUGGCUGGUCCAUUGAUUUUCUUCUUACUAUUCGGUCUUUUCCUUCUACUCGCUGGUAAAGUUCAUUUUGGUUACAUCUACGGAGUGGCCCUGUUCGGAACAGUCUCGCUACAUGAGCUGUCUAAAUUUAUGGGAAAUAACGAGUCAUCAUCACCAGCUAAGCUACGUUUCUUCAAUACUGCAUCCAUUCUCGGUUAUUGUUUCCUACCCCUAUGCUUUCUAUCACUAAUUGGAGUGUUUAUUUCUCUGGAGACCAAAAUAGGGUACUUCCUGGGCGCUUUAUUUGUGGCUUGGAGUACUCUCUCAUCUUCUGCAUUCCUAGACUCGUUGCUGCAAUUGCAUGGGGCAAGAGCGCUUAUCGCAUAUCCACUCAUGAUUUAUUACAGUGUCUUUGCCCUUAUGGCGAUCUUCGUUUAA
This is a messenger RNA of Torulaspora delbrueckii, 738 nucleotides long. RefSeq names its product transporter YIP1 (gene YIP1). The record is from RefSeq and is a predicted model, not a curated record. NCBI's taxonomy places the organism in Eukaryota, Fungi, Ascomycota, Saccharomycetes, Saccharomycetales, Saccharomycetaceae. The transcript has a single exon. The coding region runs from base 1 to 738 and encodes 245 amino acids. Gene Ontology annotation, biological process: endoplasmic reticulum to Golgi vesicle-mediated transport; vesicle fusion with Golgi apparatus. Gene Ontology annotation, cellular component: trans-Golgi network; membrane.